CCUUGCAGAUUAUUUGCUUUUGCCGUUUGCGAAAGCUUAAAAUGCUGCGAAACCGGGACUGCAGAUUUUUACACAUAGUCAUACCUGUUCAGGUUACAUCUCAGAAACAUAAAUUAGUCGAAUUCUCCACAAGAAAUACAGUUACCGUUACUCUUUUUCUUGUAGAAAUUAAGCAAUUAUCGAGAUGCUGUCAACUCCAGAUAAAUCUGAUUCUCGUAUUCAUGUUGAUAAUACAGAAUCAACUAGCUCUUUAGCCUCUAUUCAAGAAAAAUCUUCAACAUGGGCAAGAUUCAAAGAUUCGUUUAAACCCAGUGAAGUAGUAGUUAAUAGUGAUUCUCAAAGUAAUGGGGAUUUAGAAGAUGCUACUGCUAAAGGUGAUUUAUUAAGAAAACUUAAAGGUAAACAUAUUCAAAUGAUUGCUAUCGGUGGUAGUAUUGGAACAGGAUUAUUUGUAGGAUCUGGUUCUGCUCUUAGAACUGGUGGUCCAGCUGCUCUUUUAAUCGGGUGGGGGUUAGUUGGUACAAUGGUCUUUUGUGUUAUUCAUGCAUUAGGUGAAUUAUGUGUUCAAUAUCCUGUUAAUGGUGCCUUUUCACAAUAUGCCACUAGAUUCGUUGACGAAUCUUGGGGUUUUGCUGUAGGUUGGAAUUAUGCAUUAAUGUGGUUAGUUGUCUUUCCCUUAGAAUUAGUUGCAGCAUCUAUGUGUGUAAAAUAUUAUAACAAUACCAUUGAUCCAGUUGCUUGGGUAAUAUUAUUUUAUUUAUUCAUUGUUGGAAUUAAUCUCUUUGGUGUUAAAGGAUAUGGAGAAACAGAAUUCAUUUUAAGUAUCAUCAAAGUUAUUGCCAUCAUAGGAUUUAUUAUCUUAGGUAUUGUGUUAGUUUGCGGUGGAGGUCCAAACCAUGAAUUUAUUGGUGGUAAAAACUUUCAUCACCCUGGAGCCUUUUCAAAUGGUUUCCAAGGUGUAGCAUCUGUAUUUGUAACAGCAGCAUAUUCAUUAGCAGGUUCUGAAAUGGUUGGAUUGGCCAGUGCUGAAGUUAAAAAUCCAAGAAAAGUUUUACCUAAAGCUAUUAGACAAGUAUUUUGGAGAUUAUUCUUAUUUUAUUUCUUAUCCCUUAUGCUUGUAGGAUUAAUAGUACCAUAUAAUUCACCAGAUCUUUUAGGAGCUUCAACUGAUAUGUCUAUUUCACCAUUUGUGGUUGCUAUGAGAUUGGGAGGUAUUAAAGUUUUACCAGCUAUAUUCAAUGCUUGUAUUUUAAUUUCUGUUGUUUCCGUCGGUAAUUCUGCUGUUUAUGGAUGUUCACGUACUAUUCAAUCAUUAGGAGCUCAAGGUUUAGGACCAAAAUGGAUGGCAUAUGUUGAUAAGAAAGGUAGACCAUUAGGAGGAAUUGCACUUUCAGCAUUAUUUGGAUUACUUUGUUUCCUUUCUGGUUAUGAAAAUGAAGGAUUAGUAUUUGCUUGGCUUUUAAGUGUUUGUGGAUUAGCUACUAUUUUUACAUGGUUUAAUAUUUCUUUAUGUCAUGUUAGAUAUAGAUUGGCACUUAAAACUCAAGGUAGAUCUUUAGAAGAAGUUACUUAUCAAGCAUUUGGAGGAAUAUAUGCAUCUAUUUAUUCUAUGGGCUUUUUAUUUGUGGUUUUAGCAUUAGUCUUUUAUGUUUCAUUAUUCCCACCUGGAAAUCAUAAUAAAGCAGAUGUAACUAGUUUCUUUCAAAAUUAUUUAGCAGUUAUAUUCUUAAUUGUUUUCUAUUUAGGUCAUAAAAUUAUUACAAGAAAUUGGAAAAUUUUCAAAGAUUUAAAAGAUGUUGAUUUAGAUUCUGGUAGAAGAAUUGUUGAUAUUGAUAUUCUUAUCCAAGAAGAAAAGGAAGAAGAGGACGCUAAUAAAUUAAUACCUUUAUAUAAGAAAAUCUGGAAUUACUUAGUUUAAAUUAGUUAUUAAAUGCACACUUCUUAUUAAAU
Messenger RNA from Scheffersomyces amazonensis, 1950 nucleotides. It is a transcript of the gene HIP1, whose product is annotated as Hip1p. Gene Ontology annotation, biological process: amino acid transmembrane transport. Bases 185 to 1918 code for a protein of 577 amino acids. The record is from RefSeq and is a predicted model, not a curated record. The transcript has a single exon. NCBI's taxonomy places the organism in Eukaryota, Fungi, Ascomycota, Pichiomycetes, Serinales, Debaryomycetaceae. Gene Ontology annotation, cellular component: membrane. Gene Ontology annotation, molecular function: amino acid transmembrane transporter activity.